Messenger RNA from Zea mays, 2523 nucleotides. RefSeq lists its product as uncharacterized. The coding region runs from base 887 to 2134 and encodes 415 amino acids. The transcript has 4 exons. Gene Ontology annotation, cellular component: vacuolar membrane. Lineage: Eukaryota; Viridiplantae; Streptophyta; Magnoliopsida; Poales; Poaceae. Gene Ontology annotation, biological process: amino acid transmembrane transport. Gene Ontology annotation, molecular function: L-amino acid transmembrane transporter activity. The record is from RefSeq and is a predicted model, not a curated record.
CAAUCUCGCUACGUGAAGUUCGCCUCGCGGCCUCGCCUACCACCACCCGUGCCCGUGUCCCGCCGCCGGCGGCGCUGGGGAUGGCGGGGCCCAAGGCGGCUGAGGACGGCUCGGCGGCUCCGCUGCUGCCUGCGCAGGCGGGGGAACGGAGCUCAGGAGGCGUGGGCGGAGGGGCCACGUCCGCGCAGACGCUGGGGAACGUGGUUGUCUCCAUCGUGGGCACCGGUGUGCUCGGCCUCCCCUACGCCUUCCGCGCGGCCGGCUGGGUCGCGGGCUCCAUCGGCGUCGCCGCCGCCGGCUCCGCCACGCUCUACUGCAUGUUGCUACUCGAGUAGGCGAGUACAGUAGACGCCGGUCGCGUUCUCUCUCUUCCCCACCAUUCGUUCUGCUGUUUGACCGGGCCUGGCGUGCUCUUCGCCAACUUUGUGCUGCAGCCUGCAGUGUUCGCUGUGCUGUUCCCUUCCAGAUCCGAUCAUCCGAAUGGCUCAUAAAAUUAAAAAUCUUCUAGAUUUGAAGGGCCGAGACAGCAGUACUUGUGGGGAUAUAUCCUGUUGUACGAUCGUGCAAUCAAUCAAUGUAUAUCAUUGAUUGUAAAUCAUGUAGUGCUAAUGUUUUACAUAUAACCUCUUGUUUUGUGUCUCAGUGCAAAUACCCCCGUUUAUAUUAUUUGAAGACACCAUAAGAUGGACAAUCAAAGGCGGAGAUUGCUUGAUUGCACGAUUGCACCAAUACAUAUAAUUGCACAAGAUAUGUCUUCAUACUGGACUACUGGUGUAUUCCCUCCGACCCCCCAAAAUAUCUUUCUAGUUAAUCAAUCUUAACUUUUGUCAAAUAUAUAAAAAAAUGUGUUAAUUUAUUAUGCAUAAGGAGCAUCAUUAGAUGAAUAAUGAAACACAUUUCAGUAAUAAAUUUAUUUGGAGCUUACUCCAAACCUAGGAUGAUACUUUUUCCUUGGUGGAGAGGGAGUAAGAAAUUUCCCACCUGUUCUUGUAUCGUACAGAUUAUUGAGUUGUGGUUUCCCAUGUCCAAAUUUUCAAGAAACGAACUGCAAAGGACAAAGUGUUUCUGCUUGCAUUACUCUCUCAUUCAUCUUCCAAUAAAAAAACUGGAUAAACUCAAAGAGGAAGAAACUGAAGAGUGCUGUCAUGGUCACUAUACAUAUGGGGAUUUGGGUGACAGGUGCUUCGGGACUAUAGGCCGAUGCUUGACAGAGACCCUCGUCCUUGUUUCGCAGGCUGGUGGUUCUGUAGCAUACCUGAUAUUCAUUGGCCAAAAUCUCCAUUCCACAUUCAGCCAGCUGAUGUCACCAGCUGGCUUCAUCUUUGCCAUCCUCCUGCCUCUGCAGAUAGCGCUCUCCUUCAUCCGCUCACUGUCGUCCCUUUCUCCGUUCAGUAUAUUUGCAGACGUGUGCAAUGUCCUUGCCAUGGCAAUCGUUAUCAAAGAGGAUCUUCAGCUCUUUGACCACCCCUUUUCAAACAGAAGCGCUUUUAAUGGACUGUGGGCAGUACCAUUCACCUUCGGUGUUGCAGUCUUCUGUUUCGAAGGAUUCAGCAUGACCCUUGCACUAGAAGCGUCGAUGGCAGACCGGAGAAAGUUCCGCUCGGUGCUUUCCCAAGCAGUUGCCGCCAUUAUAGCCGUGUAUGUCUGUUUUGGAGUUUGUGGGUACUUGGCCUAUGGCGAGGCCACCAAAGACAUCAUAACACUUAAUCUUCCGAACAAUUGGUCGUCUGCUGCAGUUAAGGUUGGCCUAUGCAUCGCACUGGCAUUCACCUUCCCAGUCAUGAUGCACCCGAUCCAUGAGAUCGUCGAGACAAGGUUCAGAUCCAACAGAUGCUUUCGGAAGCUCAGCCACAACGAUGGCGGCGCGGAGUGGAUAGGCUUGCACGCAAGCCGCGUCCUCGUGGUGGCGGUCCUCACUGUGGUGGCGUCCUUCAUCCCCUUCUUUGGGUCCUUCAUCUCGUUCGUCGGGAGCACCAUGUGCGCGCUUCUCUCCUUUGUGCUGCCGGCUCUCUUCCAUCUCAGCAUUGUAGGCUCGUCAAUACCCUUGUGGAGGCGGGUGCUGGACUACGGCAUCCUUCUCUUUGGUCUGGCUUUCGCUGGAUAUGGUCUUGUCACUGCUCUCUCCUCGCAUUGAACAAUGGCCCAAACAGUCAAAAAAGUGCAGAGAUCAGGAUAUCUUGUGAUGACAGGAGUCAAAUGGAUGCUAGGAGCACCAUAUAUCAGAUAGCACGGCUCGGAUUAGUGCGUGAUUGAACUGAUCCGCUUCAACCCAUAUAGCCGCAGUCAUCCAUGGAAGAUAUACCUUAGCGGAUUGGAAUGGUGAUUUCGAGAAACCAAGUUGACAUUGUUCUAUGCAUGUUACAAAAAUCUACAGAUGUCAUGAACUUUAAGAGCCAUAUCUUAAUCGCGUAUGCAUGUUACACAUCUACAUGUGUCACGUUUCAAAAAAAAAGUUUAUGUUGACUAUUCGAUCCGAUCCAUCAUGUAUGUCACAUUUGAAUAACAAAAAUCCAUUAAUGUGUA